AGUCAGCAUUGAGUUAGGCGUGCCGUUUACUGAUAUAUAAACAUGGAGUAUGCAUUUUGUCUUAUUAUUUCGCAUGUCAACGCUCAUCGGGCGAAGAAGACGCUGAACAGUUGCGAAAGUGAUAGUGUUCAACAUGGUUUUCUACCAGAAGUGUUUUCUUGCCUUCGUCAGUGCAUUGUUUCUCCACCUCGUUGCAGCUCAGUCAUUUAACCCCACAAUUCUCCAAGACAGCCGCGACCUUCCCAAAGUCGAUGGUACUUUUGGUUUUCUCUACCGCACCGAGGAUGGCAUAGCCCAUGCAGCCAAAGGUGACUCGAACGGAGUCAUCCAUGGCAGAUUUUCGUACACGGACCCCACGGGAUUGAAAGUUAACUACAAUUACAAUGCGGGAUCGAGAGUGGCCCCGGGCUACACCUACGAUAAUGAACCGACAGACAAUGGCCAAUACGAACCCCAAAAGUACCAGCCCCAACCCCAAAAACAGUACCAACCGACCCCCAAGUCCUAUGAGCGACACCAACAGGAUUACGAAGCCUACAGACAGCCCCAGUACCAGGAAGCCCCACAGCCUCAGUAUGUGGAACCCAAAUACGUGCCCCAAACUAGACCCCAAACCAGACCAGCCUCCAGACCGCUGUACAGCUCCCAGUACAGCGCGGUCGAAAAUUAUCCUCAGCGCAGGACUCGGCCACCCUAUGCCACACACAACGAGGUCUACGAGGAUUACAACUAAAUGAGCGAUUUUUUAUUACGCGAUCGUUUACAGCAAACUUUUGUACAAAUUUUGAAGCCAUAAUGUAUUAAUAAAUUCGAUACUGAAAGUAA
This is a messenger RNA of Tribolium castaneum (red flour beetle), 825 nucleotides long. Its product is annotated as regulator of nonsense transcripts 1. NCBI's taxonomy places the organism in Eukaryota, Metazoa, Arthropoda, Insecta, Coleoptera, Tenebrionidae. Bases 134 to 733 code for a protein of 199 amino acids. The record is from RefSeq and is a predicted model, not a curated record. The transcript is spliced from 2 exons.